Messenger RNA from Cygnus atratus (black swan), 1162 nucleotides. RefSeq lists its product as uncharacterized. The transcript has 8 exons. The record is from RefSeq and is a predicted model, not a curated record. The coding region runs from base 1 to 1068 and encodes 355 amino acids. NCBI's taxonomy places the organism in Eukaryota, Metazoa, Chordata, Aves, Anseriformes, Anatidae.
AUGCCCCGCGGGCGAGCCUGGACGCAGGCGGAGGUCGGCAGCCUCCUGGCGCUGGUGGGAGGCUCAGGGGAGGCCGCCCUGCUGAUGGCCUCCACGUCGCGGCCCAACGAGGCGCUGUGGCAGGAGAUCUCCCGGGGGCUGGCGGCGGCCGGCUACGGCCGCAGCGUGGCCCAGUGCCGCUCCAAGUGGAAGGCGCUGAAGCAGGCUUUCCACUCGGAGCGGGAGACCCGCCGCCGUGCCGGGCGGCACUCGCCGCGCCUGCCCCCGCACUACCGCGCCAUGAAGAGCAUCUGGAAGGCGGCCGGGCGGCCCGUUUUCGGAGAGCGGCGGCUGCCGGAGCUGGUGAAGCCGCCCCCCCGGCGGCGCAGGUCGCUGGCCGCACGCUCGCCAGCCUCGCCGGCACCGCCAGCUGCUGCAGAGUCCCCCGCUGUGCUGCUGGCACUGCCGCUGCAGCACCCAAAGGACGAGCCGGAGAGCCCCCGCGGGGAACGCGUCGCUGGAGCAUCGCCCGACCCCGCGGCCGCCCCACGUACCAGCUGCUGCAUCCCUCCCCAUCCCCUCCCGGGCUGCCACGGCGCCCUGAAAGAGGAGAGCGCCGAGCUGAAGGCAGGUUUUCCUGGUGAGACGUCCCCGGGGAUGGGAAGAGGAAACCGAGCGCUGCCGGCGGCCACCGCAGCCCCCGGCUCCCCCGGGACGGCCGCUGCGAGCGAGCAGGCGGCGGGCGAAGAGGCAGCGGACACGAGCCUGCAAGGCGGCGGCGUGGCGGGCUUGCUGCAGAGCGUGCAGCAGCUGCUGGUGCAGAUCCUGCAGACGUCGCGGCAGCAGCAGGCGCUGCUGGAGAGCCUGGCCAGCGACACCGUCUCCCACCUCCACCUCCUCUCCCACAGCCUGGUGCAGGUGGGCGAGACCCUGCACCAGCUCCUGCUCCGGCCGCAAGCCCCCCACGGCCACUACGCCCCCCACAUCCCCCUUUUCGAGGGCGGCCCCCAGGUCCCGCUGCUCCCCGGGCUCCCCUGCGACAAGGAGGAGCCCCGAGUGUCCCCCGACGUCGGCUGCGCCCCGCCGUGAGGGCGCGCACCCCUGCAGCCGAGGCCCCGGAUAUUUUAGAAUUUUAUAGAAGAGACAGAUUUUAAUAACAUUAAAAAUAGCUUUUGUACCAGCA